This is a messenger RNA of Pogonomyrmex barbatus (red harvester ant), 1642 nucleotides long. RefSeq names its product SET and MYND domain containing, class 5 (gene Smyd5). The record is from RefSeq and is a predicted model, not a curated record. NCBI's taxonomy places the organism in Eukaryota, Metazoa, Arthropoda, Insecta, Hymenoptera, Formicidae. Gene Ontology annotation, molecular function: protein binding; histone H4K20 methyltransferase activity. Gene Ontology annotation, biological process: negative regulation of gene expression, epigenetic.
AUGGCGGAUAAAGGCUUUUACAUCAAAGUGGUGAACGAUGAGAAGGGCAAGGGAUUAUUCUCUAAUCGCGCAUUCAAAGAGGGGGAUGUAAUACUGGAGGAAAGACCCGUGGUUUGCUGUCAGUUCUUAUGGAACUCCGAAUUUGGAUAUUUGGCUUGUGAUCAUUGCCUCAGACCGCUGGAGACCGCAGACGAGAAUGUCCGACGACUGACGGGUAAUUCGAGCUUCGUUGCUCUACCACAUAGAGAAUGCUGCGAGGUAAAUAAGAGUUUAAUAACUGAAUGUCCCCUAUGCGGAGUCAAAUAUUGCAGCAUCGAUUGCCAAAAUGAAGCAUUUCAAAGAUAUCACAAUAUACUGUGCCUACAAUCAAGAGUUAAGGACGAGAGUCACCCUCUCAACCAAUUAUGUGAAACAUGGAAACAAAUGCAUUAUCCACCUGAAAGUGCAUCGAUCAUGUUGCUGGCAAGGAUGGUUGCUUUGGUUAAUCAGGCAAAUGACAAGGAAGAAGCCUUAGCAAUGUUUUCACAGUUUUGUCACCGUACUGUUUCCAAUGACACACAUGAAAUUGUACACUAUUUAUUAGGAGAAAAGUUUGUAGGCCAGAUCGAUAUUCUUCAACAAAUGAUGAAGGAAGCUCUUAAUAUUGAGUACACUGCACAUUGGUUCACACCAGACGGUUUUAGAAGUUUAUUAGCCUUAGUGGGAACAAACGGCCAAGGAAUUGGUACCAGUUCAUUCAGCCGGUGGGUGAAGAAUGUUUCCGCUUUAGAAUUACCCAAAGACGAAAGAAUUUACGUUGACAAAUUGAUAGAGAAAAUUUACGAUGCCAUGGAUGAAGCGGUAGGUCCUUUUUUGAAUAACGAAGGAUCCGGUCUGUACAUUUUACAAUCAUCAGUGAACCAUAGUUGCGUACCAAAUGCAGUUGUUGAAUUCCCCUAUUCAAAUAAUACUUUGGUAUUAAAAGCAAUACGUGAUAUAAAAGUUGGUGACGAAAUUUGCACGAGUUAUCUCGAUGAAUGCCAACUUGAAAGAAGUAGACAUUCCAGACAGCAGGCAUUAAGCUCCUUGUAUCUGUUCGUUUGUCAUUGUGACAAAUGCCAGGCGCAAGCAAACGAUCCUGAUGUAACAUCUGACGAGGAAGAAUCUGAUGAAGACUGAAUGGGAAAGAUACGAUAUAAUAAUAAACAAGAUAUUGGAUAUAUACACUGAAUAAUAUCUAAUCCCCACUAUGAACAAUUUUUUAAAGCUAAUAUCAAACUAUGCGCGUUUCAUGAUUUGAGAGUCACAAUUUACUGGUUAUAUAAGAUUUGUGAACAGUAUAAAUGGAUAGAUUCGUUGAUAAAAUUGCUAUUUGUUAUUUAUUAUUUGCAUAUAAUUCGCCAGUGGAAUAGUUUUUUGACAAAUGAAUCAUGCAUAGUCUGGUUUUAGCUAAACGGUGUCUCAUUACGCUUUAUAUGACUAUCAUACGUAUAACGCACCAAGUGAACUUUAUGUAAACUAGUGAAAAUAGCAUGUAGGAGAAAUACAUAUAUUGUUCAACAAAUGAAUUUUCAACAAAUGUACCUUAUUAAUAUAACAGUCUUUUAAUGGCAUUUCUAUGUAAUAACAAAGUUAUAUAAUAAAUUUAAUACAAUGUUCUCUA